Molecule: messenger RNA, 633 nt
Organism: Lizanozyma spartinae
Lineage: Eukaryota; Fungi; Ascomycota; Pichiomycetes; Serinales; Debaryomycetaceae
Exons: 1
Coding region: 1-633 (210 amino acids)
Source: RefSeq, a predicted model, not a curated record
AUGAAAUUGAGUCUUUUCACAGAAUUCGCUUUGUUUGUUUUACUUGGUAGUUGUCAGGAAAUCACGAUCAAUUAUGGACGAAAGGAGUUUGGAGUCUUGUCAUACAAUAAAGAAAGUACAGAAGGUCCUACGUUUACUUUGAAUGAAAGAAGGGGGGGUCAUGAGCUGGUGAAACAGGCUCAAUGCUUUAAUACCAAUGAUCUCAAAGACCAUGAAUGCUUUUUGUAUUCAUCCAUUACCAAUGCAACCAAUCCUCUACAGAGUUUACAAUUCUGGUUGUAUCUUGACGAAAAUAAAGACAUUGCACGUAUCAGCAUUUCCAGCGGAGAACACCCUGAAGGCGAGGUUGCCGUUAUAAAGGAGAUUGGAUUAGCUCCUGCUCCCGUCCUCAGCAAUGUAGCACAAAUGAAGAAAGAGAAGGGCAAUAUAAGGAAGCCACCAAUGCAAAAGGUUAUAGUGACGAAAGUUGUAGAGGACGAAGACGGAAACAAGGUUGAGGUACAGGAGGAGAAAUUAGUAUCUGAAGAGGAGAACUUGUCUUGGAUUGAGAAAAACUGGAGGUACCUUUUAAUUGGGUUCCUUGUAUAUCUAGCUGUCAGUGGAGGUGGCAAGAGUGAGGAGGAACAAAAAUAG